AUGAGUUCAGAAAUCAACAUAAGACAACUGCUUUAUUAUAAACAAGUUAAUCCCAGUAUUAUUUUAACUUUAUUGUGUAGAUCCAACUUAGUAAUCACUUAGAACAGUUAAAACUAUGCAACAUAGACUUAAUUAAUUGAGAUCUACUGCUUAAAGUGAUUUUAGACUUACCACUCUACAAACUUAAACACCCAUUCAUAACUUUAGAUAUGGAUUUAAUGUAGAUGAACAUCAGAAUUAAAAUUCUUAAAUCCAUUUCUUAGAGGGUUUUGAUCAUCCAUUCAUACAUAUUAAUGUAAUAGAAUAUUAAUUCAGAGUUAUAUUACAGAGAGUAAAAAGAAUAUAGCACAAUUACGUGAUUAGUCGAAUAGAAUACGUUUGGAAAUGUCGAAUAUUAUAUCUAAACAAGAAUCUGAAUUAAAUCAAUUAUAAAUAAAUUUUAGAGAGUCUCUAAACUAAAAAUAUAAACUAUUGAAAGAGGAUAAUGUGUAAUUUAUUGAGGAAUAAUAUAAAUUAUCUAAAGAAUACUAAAGACUAGCUAAAUCAAAAUAAAUUAUGGAAGAAAAACAUCAAUUAUUAUUAAGAAGAGUAGUAUAAUUAGAAAACAUUUUGCAAGGAGUAACACUUGAAUUAUAACAAUGA
Paramecium pentaurelia is the source of this 642-nucleotide messenger RNA. Lineage: Eukaryota; Ciliophora; Oligohymenophorea; Peniculida; Parameciidae. The record is from the annotation of a GenBank genome assembly.